Molecule: messenger RNA, 1072 nt
Organism: Phascolarctos cinereus (koala)
Lineage: Eukaryota; Metazoa; Chordata; Mammalia; Diprotodontia; Phascolarctidae
Product: platelet glycoprotein VI-like
Biological process (GO): immune response-regulating signaling pathway
Cellular component (GO): plasma membrane
Source: RefSeq, a predicted model, not a curated record
UGAAGACUGGGAAACAUUGCGGGAUCCUCUGCCUGACCUUCUCUCCAAGGCUGGGGCUACCAUGGGCCCUGCAGGCACUGCCCUGCUGUGCUUGGGAUUGUGCAUAGGCCAAGGGAUCAAGGAACAGGCAGAGACAUUCCUCAGACCCACCCUCGAGGCUGACUCAAGCCCUGUGAUCCCGCAGGGGACACCCGUCACCCUCAGGUGCAAGGGACAUCCUGGGGCUAUUUGGUAUUUUCUGAUGAAAGGAGAAAUUCAGUUCCAAGGUGUACUUGGAGAAAAGAUGGAGGCUAACUUCCACAUCCACUCCAUGACAAGGGACACUGCAGGGAGUUACCACUGCUUCUAUAUGACCCUGUCUGGCUUCUCAGAGCUCAGUGAGCCCCUGGAGCUGGUGAUGACAGGCUUCUAUGACAAACCCUCCCUGUUGGUCGUGUCUAUUCAGGAAGUGGCUGAGGGACAGAUUGUGACUCUCUCGUGUCAUUCGGAGCAACCAUUUGAUCAGUUCACCUUCUACAAGGAGAGAGGGGCCAAUACCUCUCAGCUCCAGACAGUUUGGUUCUGGACAAACAUAUCCAUUGUUUCUAUGACCACUACUCAGGAAGGGACCUACCGAUGCUACAGUUUUCACAGUCAGUAUCCCUACCUGUGGUCGGCCUCUAGUGAUCUCCUGGAGGUUAAAGUUGCAGAUGCUGCCCCCCAAGAUUACACCGUGGGCAAUCUCAUCCGCUUCAGCCUGGCUGGGCUGGUCCUCAUCAUUCUGGCCAUCCUGUCGGUAGAGGCCUGGUAUAGCUGGAGAGUGCUCCAAGAAGCAGCCCUUGCCUGAGAAACCAAGAGGGCAGAGCUGGAGUCUGGUGAACAGGUGGACACUCAAGUCAUGGAGUCUCUGAAGGACAGUUCUGCAGAGUCUAGAGAGAGAAAGGAGAAGGAUCUCAGUUCUGUUUGCCCUGGUGCCUAGCCUGGCUUCUCUUCCUUACAGAUGAUAAUGCCUAGCCCUCCUUCCCCCUGCCUCAGCCUUCCUCUUCUUCUUUCUCCUCUUCCUUUCCCCCUUCUUCCCUCUUCUUUCUCCUCC